Molecule: messenger RNA, 2835 nt
Organism: Elaeis guineensis (African oil palm)
Lineage: Eukaryota; Viridiplantae; Streptophyta; Magnoliopsida; Arecales; Arecaceae
Source: RefSeq, a predicted model, not a curated record
UUGACUUUAACCAAGCAAAUUUGACAUGGAUGGAUCACCUGAACCCAAAUCUCGUGCUUUUACGACAUCAAUCCCUCUUCAGCUCCAUCCCUUUCCGUUCCGGAAUUUCUCCGUGGGCGGAGAAGCGUAAUGCUCCAAGGAGCCAUCGGGUAAAAAGUUUCCAUUUAAAAUUCCCCUCUCCACCUCCCGUUUUCUUUUCUACGAAAGCAAAGCACAAGUCCUCUUCGGCCGUGAGGGCUACCGAGUUCUGAGCUCCGACCGUCUGGAUUCCCUGCCCUCUUCUACGCGCUCUUCUAAUCCCCUACCAAAAUCCUUCCUUUCGCUGUCUCGUCGCUGCUCUCCAUCGCUCCCAUGGCGUCGUGGUCGCAGUUGGAAGCGAUUAAGACGGCGAAGGUGCUGAUGGUGGGGGCCGGCGGAAUUGGGUGCGAGCUGCUCAAAACCCUUGCGUUGUCUGGUUUCCAGGAUAUUCACAUUAUAGAUAUGGACACAAUUGAAGUCAGUAACCUCAAUAGACAAUUUUUAUUUCGACAGAGUCAUGUGGGGCAAUCUAAGGCUAAAGUUGCUCGAGAUGCUGUUCUAAAGUUUAGGCCUCACAUCAGCAUAACACCACACCAUGCAAAUGUCAAGGAUCCGGAAUUCAAUGUGGAUUUUUUUAAGGACUUUAAUGUGGUUUUGAAUGGUCUUGAUAACUUAGAUGCUAGACGACAUGUUAACCGCCUGUGCUUGGCUGCUGGAGUUCCUUUGGUUGAAAGUGGAACCACAGGUUUCUUGGGGCAGGUCACUGUGCAUGUCAAGGGUAAAACAGAGUGCUAUGAAUGCCAACCAAAACCAACUCCAAAGACCUAUCCUGUUUGCACUAUCACCAGCACUCCUUCAAAGUUUGUUCACUGUAUCGUUUGGGCAAAGGACCUGCUUUUUGCAAAGUUGUUUGGAGAUAAAAAUCAGGAGAAUGAUCUUAACGUGCAUCCCAGUGCUGGCACUAAUUCAACGAAUCCUACAGAAGAUGUGUUUGAGCGAAGGGCGGAUGAGGAUCCUGAACAGUAUGGUCGUAAAAUUUAUGAUCAUGUUUUUGGAUACAACAUUCAGGUUGCAUUAGCUAAUGAAGAAACAUGGAAGAACAGAAACAAACCUAGGCCUGUCUAUGUCAGAGAUGUAUUGCCAGACAAACUUAUCCAGCAAAAUGGAAGUUUGGAGAAGAACUGUGUCACUGAGGAGUCAGCAGUGUCAGCUAUGUCAUCUCUUGGUCUAAAGAAUCCUCAGGAUGUUUGGAGUCUUGCUGAGAAUUCAAGAAUCUUUUUGGAGGCCCUGAGAUUAUUCAUUGAAAAACGACAGAAGGAUUUUGGGAAUCUGGCUUUUGACAAAGAUGACCAAUUGGCUGUGGAAUUUGUGACUGCUGCUGCAAAUGUCAGGGCAUCUUCUUUUGGCAUUUCUUUGCAUAGUCUUUUUGAAGCUAAAGGUAUUGCUGGCAAUAUUGUUCAUGCUGUCGCAACAACAAAUGCUGUUAUUGCUGGUUUGAUCGUAAUUGAAGCAAUCAAAGUUCUCCAGGGUGAUUUUCAGAACUACAGGAUGACGUAUUGUCUUGAACAUCCAUCAAGAAAGAUGCUCUUAAUGCCAGUACAGCCAUUUGAGGCUAAUAAAUCUUGUUACGUCUGUUCUGAGACACCCCUACUUCUGGAGAUAAACACUCGAACCUCAAAGUUACGGGACUUUGUUGAGAAGAUAGUGAAAAACAAACUGGGCAUGAAUUUACCAUUGAUAAUGCAUGGCUCAACCCUCAUCUUCGAGGCUGGUGACGAUUUAGAAGAAGAUGUUGCUGCCAAUUAUGCAUUGAACCUUGACAAGGCUUUAGCAGAACUUCCUCCUCCAGUUACCAGUGGGACUGUGCUCACAGUUGAGGACCUUCGGCAGGAAUUGUCAUGCAAUAUAAACAUCAAACACAGGCUACCAAUUGCGAGCAGACAAAUAGCCUCCAGUCGCAAUAAGGUAUUAUUAUUAUUAUUAUUUUCGAUCAUGCACUGCAAAAAACCAUUCUAAAUGCCAGCACUUCUAGCUGAUGUAAGCAUAAUUUAGUUUUUGAGUUUCAUAGGAUCAUGCUGUUUUAUAUGGUAUUCAAGAUUUCAGAAGUGUUGGCACUCAAAAAGGAUGCCCUAGUGAUUGAGGUUCCCACUACUAUGGGUUCUAGGGAGGGUUAGAUGUAUGCAGGUUUACCCUCGCAGCAGAGAGGCUAUUUUCAGGCUUUGAAUCUGACACCCAAGUCACAGUAAAGUAACCUUGCCAUGCCAAGGCUAAGUAUUGGUACUCCAAAAUUUUCAAAAAAUUCUGAAUAAAUGUUGAAUAGAGGAAGGUAAGAGCAACUCUAGAAGUCGUGAUCUAACCUAUGCAUUCAAUGCACUAAAAACAAAAGCAAUCAUUGCAGGAAAAAGGUGAAUUCAUGGCAUGGACCAAAUGAGAAGAUCAACUUCAUUGAUGUAAAACUCUCUAGUGCAAUACAUGUGGAUAAAUUUCACCUUUAUCAUUAGGAGCAACUUUUGGAGUUCCUCUGUGGGAGGAUUACAAAGCUACCAGAUUUGUAUAUGCACCAUUUACCUUUCCAAAUAGAGUUAUUGUUUUAUCUUUGAGUGGAAGGAAUCUCCACUUAUGAAGGUGUACCUACUUCAUAAUCUCCCCAGAAACUUCUUAUGACAUCUGCUUUCUAAAUGUUUUCAUUUCGUUUCUUUCUUUUUUUUUUUAAAAAAAAACAAGAGAACCACAUAUCUGCACUCUUAUCUGCUCCCGCAGCCGCACCCACUUCUGGUAAUGGAGGUUCUAUCAAGUCCAGAAAUUCCUUUUUUUUUU